GCUGCGAUAACAUGACGCAGAGAUCUUCUCUUUCUGGUCAUCAGCCGUAACCUCAGCCGAUGUAAGGAUGCGAGGCGUGUAGAACGGUCGCACAAGCUGGCUGCUAGACGAGACUGGCACCAAGCAGAUGGCUCACUCACCCCUCCCCUGCCACCCAAGCCCACCUCCUCCCAUGACUGUGACCUCCCUGACUGUCGUCUACCUUCCAGUGCUGAGGGCAGGGCCCGCAUGCUAACGCACUGCUGCAGUGGUGCUGGCUGGAGCUGUGUGUGCCGGACUGUCGUCCACCGUUGCUGCUGCUGCUGCUGCAGUAAGUUAGCUGCUGAGGUCAGAGGAGGAAGAGGUGGAGGUAGCUCUUUAUCGGCGUAUCGAUUGUGUUGUUGUGAAUGGAAAGACACCCCACCCAUUCCCUCCACACCGUCCCGUGGCUCGCGUCUCCAGCGCCAGACUGUGGAGAAGUAGGAGUGAGAAAGGGAGGUCACCUCCCCCAACACCAUCACCAACACCACCACCACCACCUCUUCAGCAGGAGAGUACGAGGACCUGUCGAGUUUGAUUCAGCUUGGAUGUGGUGCAUCGGCUUGACUGUGACCGAGAUCAGGGACAGCCGGUAGAGUGCACACGGCAACCACUUGCUGCAGUGGCUGGAAGUGAGUCCCCAGCACGUCAGCAGCAACAGCAGCAGCAGCACAUCAGCUUCGUCAGCAUCCACCACGUCACAAGGUGCUCACCAUGCGGAAGAUGCGCGGAUGCAUGUCAAGCUCGCGAGCGCGAGUAGUCCGCAUCUGAGCAUGCGCGCCAGCAGCUGCAGCUGCCAAAGGUUGCUGUGAAGAAUGUUGGCACGUGCACAAAACCAGGGCCUCCACCCUCUUUCUCUCUCUCUCGUUCCUCACUCCAGCAUGCGAAGAGCGGCGCGCGGAAGUUAAGACAAACCUCACACUUGUCGUCCUCACCUCAACUCUGAGAGAGGAGACAAUGGUAACCGUUCUCCCCCGAGCUCUGUAACUGACAGUCGCCAGCCAGCCACCGGCACAUCAUGGAAUUUUAAUGCUCCAUUCCUGAAACAUACAGUCCACUCCUCUCUCCUCUCAAAAAAAUAGAAAGAGGGAAGAAAGCAGCGUGUAAUCAGAGACGCAAUAUGCGGUACACAGAUACGCUGGCGAUUCCAUCCCCGCUACAUUCUACAGCAGAAAUUAUAGACCACAACUGCUGCUGUUGUUGUCGUGGUCUGCAGAAAAACAGGAAAAUCUAACGGGUGCCUUGCAGAGUUAUACCGGAUAGUCAGGGUGUGCUCCACGACCUCUCCAAAACGGAUCGAAAAAAAAAAAAAAACCAAACAAACCACGUGACCAGGACGUCGCCAAGGUACUGGCAGCCACGCUUCGUAUCGAAGCCUCCUGGACUGCCCUCGUCCAUCGUGUCACGAACGUGUGCAACCGCAGCACUCGUGUCCAACACCUCCUCCUCCUCCUUCUCCUCUCUCCUCCUCUGUUGCGAUGCACGAGGUCUGACACUUGAGUGAUCGUUGCUGUCCAGGCAUCGACGUCAUCGUUCACGAUGUAGGCGUCAGCCAAACGCUGCACAGGCAAUUAGGAAGGACACGCAAGCUACGAGAGGGAAGAGAAUAAAUAAAGAGCGCGAGACGACGAGUCAGGAUGACGCUAUGGACUCGGACACUUCCACAGCUCGGCCAUCGACGUACGUGGGAGGAGGCGAGGCCACUGUGUCGUCUUUCAUCACUUUCAUCAUCUUACUGGCGGGAGUGCUGGGCGGCCUGCUUAUCGUCGUUUGCGUCAUCAUCGUCUGCAAGUACUGCUUGAAGAGCAAGAAGAACCAGCGGGGCUCCUUCAGGAGCGGGCGUUACGACAGCGGUCGCGCGGUGCGGCUGCUGCAGCGGUAUGAGACCAUCAACUCCGAUGUCUUCUCCGAACCCAGCAGCGUGUCCAUCGAUGGCAUACCACUCAGCCCUCGCAAACCGCUCGACCUCAGGAACAGCGGACGAAGGGACGAGAGCGAAGAGGUUGAUGAACGGACACACCUGUGUUCAUUACAUGAUAAAGAACACACCUACGAUCCUGCUGAAGGUGAGGCAAGCGUGAGUUCCUCGGCACAUCCGACCUCGAGGCUGACAGGAGGGUCAGGAAAUGCCAAGGCGGAAGGAGACGGAGCCAGCAUCAGCGACAGAGGAGGAGGAGGGGAGGAGGAGGCUCAGUGGAGGCUGGGAGCAAAGAACGAAUGGGAGGGUUGCCGUCUACCACCACCACCACCACAUCCGGGUACGCGCCGGGUCAGGAGCCAGGUCAAGGAGGAGGUCAGGCGAGCAGGCGAGUAUCGUUUCAGCUGGACGCUGUGCCGCAUCUCGCCGCCCGAGCCACGACUGCUGCCCGCCGCUGUCCCCUGCAGAGCAGCUGCAGAAGGUCUGCACACACCCUCCCCUCGCUCCUCCCUACUCCCCACCACACAGCCUCCCCUAUCUGCGCGGUCUUACCUGUCGGCCAUGCAUGACCUGCCUGCCUGCCUACCUGUGGUCGUGGUGAUGACACUGAGGCUGAUCAUGAUGAUGACGUCUGUAUCUCGUGCCUUCCUCAGUCACCCUCCAUCAACCCCACUGCUCUUCCCUUUCUUUGUCAACAUGAUGGAUGUUCUAACUGGCUGUUGCGCGUGUGACAGGUACACGGAGGGGGACUUCCACCAUCUAAAGCACUCGAAAAUCGCGUACGGCCUCCCCCGCCAGUUGUCUCUGGGCGCAUGCGCUACCGGAAGUCGCUCGGCGCCCCCUCUGUCGGCGACGGCUGAGGGCGCCUUCAGCUACAGCCUGGACGAGCGUUUGCGCAUGCUUCUUGACCAGGUGGACUCGGACGACCCCGAGGGUCCACCUGUCCAAAGGAGAAGUCCGGACCGCCCCACCUUUCAGCCCGCGGUGCGACCUGGACAUGGCGUCCGCAAGUUUGACCCUUACCACCCGCUCCAGGCCGAGGCUCCGCUCUUCUCCCAGCGACCCGGGGUGGCAACGGGACUGCAGCCACCUGCCUCUCCUGCACGGCUGUUACAACAGCAGGGGAUGCUGGGAAGGAGGCGUUCUCCCAGUACCUCUCCUUCACCCCCGCUACAGCCAGGCUGCACCAAGGUGGAUGUAGAAGUGCACCGACAACCCGGAGCCUCACCGGAGGGCCUCAAGGCGUUUCAAGAAGGCGUGCCUUACGAGCUCAUGGGGCCGCCAGGGCCGCCCCUGCACCUGCAGCGAAGCCACGCCUACCAGAAGAAGGCCUCGUCACACAGCCUGGAGCUGGCGGGCAGCAGACGCCGCCUGGCGCACCCCACGCGCAAGGUGAAGAGCUACGAGGACUUCGCCGACUACGAUGUUCUGCAAAUCACCGAGUUCUCCCGCGGCCCCUUCUACAACAGCGACUUCGAUGUCAUCUCCGAGCUGGCGUCUCCUACACUGAGCAUGGUGCGGUACAACGACACUGGCAGCCUGGAGCAGCUCAACGAGGACACCCCCGGGGACUCCUCGGGGCUGGCGCUGGAGGCCUUCCUGCCCCCCGAGGAGAGCGACGACACGGACACCACCCUGAACGGCACCUACCAGUACCGCGAGCUGUGGCACCUGCGCGCCACCCUGGAAGAGGAGGAGGAGUGCAGCGACACCAUCCGCAUGGAGGACAUGACGUCACCGGAAGACUCCCUGAUCGUGAGCAUGCGCACACACCGCACACGACGUCAUUCGAGUCCACCGUGCCCAGCGACGCCGGCGGCAGCGACCAGAGGGACAGCGGCAUCCAGUGGGAGAAGCGGGUGGCGCAGUUCUACCAGAAGUCGGCGUCGCGGUAUGGCGCUGUCCCUCCUCCUGCUGUAGGCCCGGCUGCUGCUGCUGAGGUUGGUGGUGGCGGUGAGAUCCCUGUCCGACAUCCCUACGCACAGUACUCGCUUUGCGUCAACUGCGGCAGGAAGAAGUGCGGUUGUCGUGGUAACGGAGGCGGCGCGGCACAGCUGCUACCUCCCAAGUACGAACCGGCGCCAGAGCUACAAGAACCUGUUGACCGGCCGCUUGCCCAAAGCUCCAGCAGUAGUAGCAGCAGCUGCAGCAGCUGCGACGAUGUCUGCCAGUGGAAGCGGCAAUGUGCCGGUCAGCGCGGAGAACAGCUUCGACAGCGUGGAGACUGACGGCGACCUGUCGGACACGUCGCGCCACGAAAUGACGACGACAUCAUUCGAGUCGACGACGGACAACACGGACAGCACGACGGAAAGCCAGCACAGCCGCCUGCGCCAUAUGAAGACGGAUAGCGGCUACAAGUCGCUGGAGACUCAGCAGUCAGGUUCGAGGGAGGUAGUGGAGGCAGCUGAUCCCCCUGCCACGAUCGAGGAGAGGAUCAAGGAGGUCCCGGCACUUGAGGGCAACCGACAACGGGCGGCGGCGGCGCAGUUCUGGAAGAAAGGAGAAACGGGUCGAGAGGUUCCUAGAAGCGGAAGUAACGGUGGCAACGGGAACGGGACUUCCGGGUCGAGACCGGAUGUCGCUGGCGGGCGUAGAAAUUCGAACGCAGUCCUUUUCGAGCGGCGUGCUGGCCGCACAGCGAGCAAGAAGCGACGCGAAUACAGUCGCGAGCGGCAGGUCAUCCAUGUCUACGACAGCAUCAAUGAGCCCGAGACGGAUUCCCGCUCCGACCUCCACUCCGGAGACAGCUUCGAGGACGGGCGCCAUCCACAUUAUCAUUCCAACAACGGCCACCACCACUCCCAACAACAUCAGCAACAACAGCAGCACUACCACGCCAGUGGCGGUGGAGGCACGGCGCCUAGCAGCAAGCGCUCCGUCUUCACGCGGUUUUUCUCGCAGGGACGAGAGUCUCGCGAGAAGUACGCCUUCCGAGACUACAGCAUUGACGAGAAGACGAACCAGAUCUUCAACGAGUUCCUGCGACAGGAGGCUCCCCUGGAAGGCAACGGGAGGCUGAGCCUGCGUCGGUCGCCUAGGAACCAGACCAGACCGAGGCUGCAGAGGAAGCACACGGAGCCCGUGUACGACGAUCGGCGCCGGGACCGCUUGGCACCGGAAAUGCGCAGCGCCAGUCUGGGAAGCGACAGCAGCGCCAGCUCCGUGCGCAAGUUAUCUCCCCAGGACAGUAUCGAAGAAGAAUACGAAGAAGAAGAAGAGCCUGAGGGCGGAUGGCGACGAACAGAGUUAGCGCCCAUGCUGGAGGUAGGGGGUGACAGCGACGCGGCGGGUGAGGUCAAGAGAUCGGUGCUAUCCGCGAAAGCACUCCACGACAUUCCCAUCAUCAAACUUCCGGAGGAAGAAACCCAAGAAGCUUCGUGACAAGGAAUCUUCAUUAGGCAGACGUAGAACAGCCAGUGGAGACAUCGUCACGAGCUUUCCGCCGAGGACUCGACGUCACGCCGGUGCUGGGUAAAGGGGCACAAACGUAUAAAAGUAGCUCACCUUUGCCAAAAUGUCUGAUGUAUGGUCAGAUGUUUAAUUUAUUCUACAUUCUACAUACCUUGGUCUCUUCCGUUGAUCGGCAGAUGCAAGGUUAGGAAUGUUGACAUCUGGUUGUGAUGAAACCUUGAAGAGAAGCGUCUAAAUAUUCCUCUACAAGAGCAGGUGAAAAUUUCCGAGACUCGAGCACGCGGAUAUCAACAAAAGAAUGAAAAUUCAGCGAGACAGAAUUGUUUACAGAUUGUGAAAAUUAGCUACAGAUGAAAUACUAGCCACACGAUUUAUUUCUUCUGACAAAGUGAUUUUUUUAAAUAGUGAGAUCAACAUUUCAAGGAAGCAGUCAGCUCGACUUCACUCCGAUUACUCGGACCCUCGCAUUGAGCCUCGCGAGAUUUGAGUGAGUGAACGAGAGACAGAACUGGAAGUGCUUCUUAUAUCUUCUUCGCAAUCUCACCCCGCGCCCACCCUUUUGGCCUCUUAUCUUCCAGGAUGUGUCCUGUGUCCUAGUCGAGGAUGAGUUGCAGCGACGAGGGUGUUAUUGUAGGUUUGGAGUUGCGGUGUGUGACUGAGGUCACUGUGCCAGGGACAGGUCACGAGGACAUGCUGACAUGACAUGGACUGUCACCAACAGGCGGUUCUGUGUGUAGGGUGGACGGGUGGGCAGCCUGCAGUGUCCAGCAUGGAGUCCGAGUACGACGAGAAGGAUCCUGGGAGCGGUUCUGGGAUUCGCUCAUACUGAGACCUUGUGGAACUGCACUGAAUGACCCCUCUAGUGACCCCUCAAUUCACAGUGACACUGUGUGUGUAUGUGUGUGUGUAUGUGAAGCUGACUUUUUUUUCUGCCACCCUUGAGCACUGGCGCGAUUACUGAUGUAAAUGAGGAGAGAAUCGAACUUUAAUUUUUAAACGUGAGUACUUGGGAAGACAAGCACAUCUCGAGAACCGCACUACAGCUCGGGUGUGAGGGAAUGUCAGAGAUUUUUUAUCAACUGUCUUCAUAUUCCUUGUCUCCUUGUUGCUGCCACGAGUCAUCUUCUGCUGUCAGCUCUUACUUUCACUCUCAAGUGUCGUCUUUUUUUUUUGCUUAUCAUAUUUUUCAUCCUCUUCUUUCUCUCUCUCCUAUUUCAUACCCACCCACCCAAAAAAAAAAAAUCCUUUCCAUUUAAUCUCUUCUUUCAUAUUAUCUUUGGCGGCUUAAAGAGGGAGAAUGGAAACAUACCGCGGUCACAGGCUGAGGAAACGAGAGUAGUGUAGCCUCGCUCCCAUUUCUUUACAGGGAUAAGACAAAAAAAAAAAAAGCGUGCGCAUGCGCGAAUAUUCAAACAACUUCCACCUAGCAUGUUCGUGGUUUCCACCCGGCAUACCAAGACCUGGAGAAGGACAGGGAUCAAUAUGUCUUCAUCAUUGCAGGUGACUGCGGUCUUCAUUGUGUCACUCCUGUCCCGGACACAAAAUCACGGCCUCCGCGCCAUGUUGGUCAUAGCCGGGUCGACUGAACUAGACUUUUUCUAUCCGCACGAACCGAAAGAUUUAUGAUGUCCCAGUUCCACAGAAUGUUCCUAAAUGUGGAGCAAGGGUCACAGAGGUCGUUGGGUGCUUGGCCCGCGAUUGGCUUCCAUUGUGAUGCCGGGAAAAGCUCCAUCAGCCGGCUGGAGGAUGAACUUUGUGCUUGGUGACCUGUCUUAGAAGCUUCCAUUUCUUUUUUGGACAAAUUAUAAACGGAUCCUGAUGUCUGCAGAGAAGGUAUUGGACUAAAAAGGAAGCACGAGGACGGGGUGGGAGGAGGGUAGUAGCGGGGUAAAGGUCGGCAGUCGGGUGACGUCAGCAGGUCGUUGUCGGGCACUGUGACGAGGUCAUUGUCGGCAGUUUAAGUAUUGUUAGUUUUACAAACAACCCGUAAACAUGUCAGGUACACUUUCUGCUUUACGUUGCAGGUGUACGAAUUUUGUUUUUAAUAUCAAGUGCAUUAUUCUUCUUCAUCAUCAUCAUCAUCAUCAUCCUUGUCCUCCUCCUUCUGCUACUUCUUCUUCAGUUUCUCGUCUCAGAAUAACAUCGCCAUAUCUCAUCCCAAAAAUCUGCUCCUGUACCCAAGGUAAUAUUAGCAUCUGGAGCCAGGUGUGGUGAUGUAGCUGAAGGCGAGGUCGAGUCAAAUGAGUCAAACACACACACAGACACGUGGACAGCAGUUCUUCCUGGACAAGGGACGUAACCAACGGCAGGCGACAAGAAUACAAACUGAAAAUACUGCUGAAACCUUUUGUUCAUACUUUAUUUUACAAUCUUAUUUUUACGAAAAUUAAUCUAUCAGAAAAAAGUUUAGAGGGAAGAUGUUUUCUUGUCGUCAUGACAGGGAGUUACGUCCCUUUGUAUUGUAGAAAAAAAAAAAGAAAAAAAAAAAAAAAAAAACGCCUGCAGAGGACAAAUGCAACCUGUUACAUUAGAAGCAAUGAAAGCAAUGUGCUGCAGGAAUUAAGCUGGGAUGCGAGUGUGGAGUUACUUUCCCAAGCCUAGUUUAUUGCGAAAAUAAUUUCCCAAAUCUGAGCAAAUAACAUCAAUAUUUUGCAUUUUGGAAAGAGUUCUGGACCUGUUCCCACGACAUAAAGGACGGCUUGCUACUAAAGAGUUGGAAACUCUUACACUGCUUAUGGCUUUAAAUUACAUGAUAAAAGUGUCAUUCUCUCGGACUUCCCCCAAUACAUUCAGUAAAAAAUAUUGCUACAUUCGUGUCACAAAUAAUGACACUGAUAUCUAUCUUAAUCGUUUAAUGUUAAGUAUUCCUCGGAGAGUCAAAUAGGGAAGGAGAAAAAAACUUGUAAAGACUGACUUGAUUCCCAGGGCUAAAUAUUUAAUGUACAGCUAUUGUCUGUGUAAACAUUUAGCUCCCCUCAUCUUCACAUCCUGUUUGACGAAGAUGAUGGACCUUUGUUGCCCAUUGCAGAGACUGAGACGAAGAACGAUGCUGUUAGGACCAAUUUUACUCACAGAACAGCUACAGACAGUGGCAGACAUUGCCAGACAUUGCCGGACCUCCCCACAUUGAGGCUCAUUUGUUGUCGGUACUCAACCACGCCUCAACGAAUUUGCUGUAGAGUUUCUGGAAAUGCGAACUACCCAUAGGAGGGCAGGAAGCAGGAGGAGCCAUGACCUCUCGUGUUGGGUGCGUGGAAAAAUCCUGAAAGUGGUUAUCAUUUAGUGGUAGAUGUCCUCUGACUGACCUCAUCUUGUGAGUAGGGGGGAGGGAGGCAUUGAUUAUAGGAAAGCACAAUUUUUUAAAAUCCUUUAAUACAAGUGCUUUCAUUGGUCAAUCUCUUUAUCUGGAAAUAAAUUCAGAAGACCUCUGGUCUAGUCAUAACUCUCCAUAUCCUUCUCCUUUUUCUUUUUUUUUUUUCAUUAACUCUACAACUUCCCUGAAAAAAAAAAUUCUAUGGUGAUGUCUACUCAGUGGGUGAAACACGAUCCCCUAGGAACUGUAAAAAGUUAAGUCGCAAAAUUCAGAAGACCGAGUGAUCAUCUCAGGAGGGUUAGAGUACGUCCGAUAAUGUUAUUAAUUUUUUCCCCAAAAAAAACCUUGUUACUGAGUUGAUUAAUUUACAUGGGCUUGUCUCGACUCACCCCCAUCACCCUACACCCGCACCUCUGUCAUCGCAGCGUCUCAUCUCUUUUCAUCCAUCACCAACGAUCUUCAUGUCGAUGUCUGUCUGAUGGUGUCUGGGUGUGUUCGGGUGGGGAUAAGCGGGUGUCUCUCAAACUCCACCCAACCAACCCUCGCCACAUCAUCGAUCGCGUGUCUUCAUGUUACACCCGGGAUGCAUUUACAAGUCACGUGACCAUGUUGUCUGCGGGAGGUUGCGCGGUGUAUCCCAUCAUGUCUUACUGCGCGGCACAGAUCACGUGACGGAACUACUUGUUCUCGUCAAGAUGGCGAGGUGCAUCUCGCUCCACAAAAUAACAGCACAGAUUGAAAAAAGAUGAUACACAUCCUUAUGCACACUGUACUGACUGUAUUUUUAUACACUACGUUGCUUAUAUUAUCUCGAUACUGCAGAGAAUAUAUCGGACUCUGUGGACUAUUUUAUUAUCGUCUGUUCUUUUGAAGACUCGUCAAGGUGCAACUUAUCAAAGCUGUCUUCUUCGUGCAAUUACAAUUCUGUGGAGGGUUUCUCUCCAGCAUCCGUUUCUAAGUGAAACUGUGUUGUAGAAUGUAGGUAGCCUCAUCACAUCGCCUUCACACGUGGUGCACGGUCUGUGGUGUGUCCAGCGUUGGUCUGAUGCUAACCACAACCUGAAAUAUUGAUGGCAGGGUCUGUCUCGCUCGAUUCCUAUUAAAUAUCACGAUGUACUUUACGCUCCUGGUUGCCAUGACCACCGAUUCACCUCAAGAUACGGCACGGCGUGACCUUUUGCUCGGUCCAGAUGCCGAGAGGUGGCGCUGACCGUUGCCAGACUCACAGUCCUAGAUAUCACGCUGACCUUUGUGCACCCCACUGUCCUACAUAUUGCGCUGCCGAUGUCAGAACGAGGCCGUUUACCUUCGAGUUUUCAUCUCAUAAUUCUUGCACUCAUCUUGACAAGUGAGGUUUUAUCUCGCAGAAGUAUUGCUGUGCCCUUGGAGUUACCUAGAUGGCGCCAUGGACGACACUCAUGCCUUCUAUCAUGUUUGUGAAGUUCUGGUCCUCUAAGCGCCACGCCCUUUCAUCGCUGAAGACUAUCAUCUUUUUCAUCUUUUCCUUCCCUCGUAUGGUCCUCCAUGUUAAAGAAAUGUCGACACAAAGUUUUGUUUUUAAAUUCUCUGCACUGUGAUAUGGCGCUUUUUUGUACUACAUGUGAAAAUGAUGAUGAUGAUGAUGAUGAUGAUGAUUUUUACUGCACCUUAUUCACUCCUCCUCCUUCUCUUCCUUGCCGGUCUUUCGUCUUACAGCAUGAGCAUGGGUGGAAGACAUUGACUUUAAAGAAAUCGCUAUCCCAUGGGUACAGGCGUAUGAUGUAUGCUCACCAUGGUCGUCCCAGGUCUGUUGGUCGGUUGGUCGGUGUGCAGAACGGGAGAGGGUAGGAAGGACAGGUGGCAAGGUGCUGGAACAUUCCACAUCCUCGUACGCGUGAAAGAAGCCACCCCAUCAUCAACCCCAGCACUAAUCCGCCACAACACCAGCACUAACAUCAUCGUCUCUUCGAGCACUAACAAGAUGGUCACCAAACACUAACAGUAUCGAUUCCUUCACUAAUACCAAUCAUCCCUAUCACUAAUCCCAUCAUCAACCCCAGCACUAACACCACAGUCAACCCUCAGCCUCCUGCACUAACACCUUCGUCAGCAGCAGCACCAUCAUGAUCAAUCAAAGCACCAACCACGAGUUCCUCACAUCUGAUUUAAGGUUUCACCAUCUUUAGCAACAGAUUUCUAUGUCACAUGUUCGUUAAUCAAACAUCUUGAAUUCCAGGAAAAGAAAGGAAAACUAAACCCAUGCCAAAUAAAUGGUCACCAGAACCAGGCACCACAGUUUGUGAUGCCAAUCAGCACUGUCGUCCAUGCUGUCAUCUGAUGUACAGACUAACAUCCCCACCACCACCACCACAGGUCAACCACCACCUUCGUUUCUUGUGUAAACUUCGAGGCUGAGAUAUUAACUGGAUGAAUCAUCCUUUUACACAUUUUUACUCACUUUCUGUCUGCUCUUCUCAUUGCCAGCCACACACCCUCUCAUCUCACCACCUCCCCUUCAACUCCUCACCUCUUCCCCCCGCACAUCCCUCCACUCAACCGUUUGUGGUGUCUCACGUCGUGGCUGUCAUCGCCUUCAUCCUCUCGAUGUGCCCAGUGGUCCUGGUGCUUCUUGGGAAAAAUAAAUCCGAUAACUGAUGCCUUAGAGGCCUGAUCAGAGUGCAUUUACUAAUGGCAUUUAAUUUAUGUUUUGAAUUGUCUCCAAUUGUUGCUGUCUGUGAGAGAACUCACUGCCUGUCACACGUGUAACCGCACACAACUCUCGUCAUGGUUGACAUGAGUGCUUGAGGCUCGGGUGUGUGGACUUUCUGUCGUACAGACUGCAAUGGACAGAAGCGAGAUUGCACGAGACACGAACACGCUGAAUAAUGUUUCAGCUUUGCAAAAAUUACUUUUUAAUGUUGAAAAUGAUUUUAGAUGUUUUUUAAAAAAAUAAUUGGUGAAUAACCUUGCAGACAAAAGCCUGAACUUGGAAGACAAGACCAGUCUAUGAUUAAUAGAUUGUUUUGUGUUCUAUUUUCAAGAUAAAUACUUUUAUAAAACUUAGGAAAUCUUAAAAUAGAAAUUUUACUUUCUGCAACCUAUAUUUGAACAUUUUAUACUUUGUAAAUGUUUCUAUUAACAACAGUUUUUAUUUAUCGGGAUAUUGGCAAAUUAAGGUCUUUUUAAAAUAAAGUUAAUUCAGAAGAUAUAUAUAGAUACAUGCCUAUAUAUAUAUACAUUUCUGUUUAAUCUUGCAUAAAAGGGAUAAAGAUAGUAAAUUAAGUAUCUAUGGUGAAAGAAACCCCGACAGGUUGUUUUGUUAUGCAACUCUCUGUUGGCUGGACAUGUAGAAAGAAAUAUGUCAAAGGUCAAAGGUUGACUUGAAGCCCACACAAGCUUGUACUACGAGUGCUUCAAAGAUGUUGCUGUUGUUCACUCUGUGAAGUUGUGAUAUUUGCACUGUUUGAAGAUAUAUGAGAUGUUAUGGUAUUUUUGUACUUGCAAACUGAUUUGUAAAUGUCUUACCAUCCCCCUGACCCCGACACACACCCUUUGCUGACCAUGUUCAAUGUAUCAAACUUUGAGAUCUUCACGGUUUCUUUUAUACAGUUUAUUUUUGCGUUUCCACUCGUUCCCCACCCCGAUAUCGACAUCCACCCACGCCCUGAAAAUGAUGAUAAAACCCUCAAUCUCUUACGUGCUUUACCAUAAACGGUUUGACUAAUG
Molecule: messenger RNA, 12368 nt
Organism: Pomacea canaliculata
Lineage: Eukaryota; Metazoa; Mollusca; Gastropoda; Architaenioglossa; Ampullariidae
Biological process (GO): negative regulation of voltage-gated calcium channel activity; negative regulation of calcium ion-dependent exocytosis
Cellular component (GO): secretory granule; plasma membrane
Molecular function (GO): transmembrane transporter binding
Source: RefSeq, a predicted model, not a curated record